Daucus carota subsp. sativus is the source of this 4555-nucleotide messenger RNA. Its product is annotated as phytochrome C. Gene Ontology annotation, biological process: protein-tetrapyrrole linkage; regulation of DNA-templated transcription; red, far-red light phototransduction. The record is from RefSeq and is a predicted model, not a curated record. Bases 917 to 4327 code for a protein of 1136 amino acids. The transcript is spliced from 4 exons. Gene Ontology annotation, molecular function: protein homodimerization activity; phosphorelay sensor kinase activity; photoreceptor activity. NCBI's taxonomy places the organism in Eukaryota, Viridiplantae, Streptophyta, Magnoliopsida, Apiales, Apiaceae.
GCCACCCAUCCCUCUCUGUACUCGUGUGUUUUGCUCCAACUAGCUGCUACUUUAGUUCAAUUCUUGCAUUUUGUGUAUUUUUUUGGUGAUUUAGGCUACUUUUUUUCAUGGGAAUUCUUGAAAUUGAAGAUUUUGGCUGAGUUGGUGUGAAUUAUUUGUCAUAGUGUGAGAGAGUUUGUUGAUUUUGGUUGUUUUGUGUAAUGGGUGGCUAAAGAUUCUUGCUUUGUGAGAUUUUGAUGAUCUGUUUGGAUUGUAUUUGAUGUGUUGUUGGAAUCUAGGCUACUUUUCUUACAUGGGGUUUCUUGAAAUUAAAGAAUUUAGCUGAGUCGGUGUGAAUUAUUUGUGAUAGUGUGAAAAGUUUGUUAAUUUUGAUUGUUUUGUGUAAUAGGUGUCUAAAGAUUCUUGGUUCUUGAGAUUUUGAUGAUCUAUUGUUCUGUAUUGGAUAUGUUAUUGGAAUUUUGAAGUAAAAAACAACCGUUAAGGUAUCUUCUUGAAAAAUUCCGGACCCUUUUUCUUUUGUUUAGUGGGUUUUUUUGUUGUCUGAGAAUGGAAUCAUUUUGCAGGUGGGUGUAUAUUUAUCUUCCUUUAUAUUAGCCCCCUUUAUUGUUCUUGUGGGCACUGGAUCAGAUUUUUUGAUAUCUUAUAUUAGGUUUGGAUUGGGGCAGCCGAUAUCGCUUUCUUUUUCUUAUCCUCUUUUUUGAUUCUGUAAGACUAGUUUUAGCUGAAAUCAUCUUGGUGUAUUUUAUGAAUCAUGUGGUGGGAGUCACUAGUUUGAGAUAUUUGUAAGAUAGUUUUACAAAAGGUUGUUGCUAUACAAGAUUCGAGUUUGUGUGGGGUGUAGUAGAUGAGAGAAUGCGUUGGGGUAAAAAGUCAUUGAGAAAAGAUAUUUUGAAAUUGUAGAGGGUCGGGGUGAGAAAUGUCUUCCAAAUCGGCAACUAGUUGUUCUGAGAGUAGUUCAGUUGCUCGACCAAAUCGUAGCAAUCGUUUGAAUUCUCAAACUCCAAUUGAUGCUCAGCUAGAUGUAGAAUUUGAAAAUGCGGAAAAGUUGUUUGAUUACUCUACUUCUGUUGAUCUUAAUGCAUCCGCUUCCACUAGCAAUGUUCCUACAUCGACCGUGUCAACCUACCUUCGGAAGAUGCAAAGAGGGAGUCUUGUACAGUCCUUUGGUUGCAUGAUUGCAAUUGAUGAUCAAAAGUUGACAGUUCUUGCUUACAGUGAAAAUGCUGCAGAAAUGUUGGACUUAGCACCACAUGCUGUUCCUAGCAUGGAGCAGCAAGAGGCUUUGACUUUUGGGACGGAUGUGCGGUCUCUAUUUGAAUCCUCAAGUGCUGCCGCUAUACAGAAAGCAUCCAAUUUCGCCGAAGUUAAUUUACUCAAUCCGGUUAUGGUUCAGUCCAAACACUCCGGAAAGCAAUUCUAUGCCAUUUUACAUAGAAUUGAUGUGGGAUUAGUCAUAGAUUUGGAGCCGGUAGAUCCGUCUGACACGCCAGUGACAACUGCUGGAUCAUUAGUAUCUUAUAAACUUGCGGCAAAAGCAAUUUCAAGGCUGCAAUCUUUGCCAAGCGGGAAUAUAUCAUUAUUAUGUGAUGUGCUGGUUCGGGAGGUGAGUGAUUUGACAGGCUAUGACCGUGUGAUGGUGUACAAGUUUCACGAUGAUGAGCAUGGGGAGGUUGUUGCUGAGUCCCGCAGGCCAGAGUUGGAACCCUAUCUUGGCUUGCAUUAUCCAGCUACAGAUAUACCACAAGCUUCAAGAUUUCUCUUCAUGAAAAAUAAGGUUAGGAUGAUAUGUGAUUGUUUGUCUCUUCCUGUUAAAGUUGUUCAAGACAAGAGAUUGAAGCAGCCAUUGAGUCUUUCUGCAUCCACACUAAGAUUUCCUCACGGGUGUCAUGCCCAAUACAUGGCAAAUAUGGGUUCUAUUGCGUCUCUCGUUAUGUCUGUUACGAUCAAUGAAGACUGUGAUGACACUGGAAGUGAUCAGCAAAAGGGAAGAAAAUUGUGGGGUUUGGUUGUUUGCCAUCAUACCAGCCCUAGGUUUGUUGCAUUCCCGUUGAGGUAUGCUUGCGAGUUCUUGCUUCAAGUCUUUGGUGUUCAGAUCAGCAAAGAAGUGGAGUUGGCUGCUCAACUAAGGGAGAAAGAUAUCUUGCAAACACAAACCGUGCUUUGUAGCAUGCUUUUAAGAGAUGCUCCAGUUGGAAUUAUGGCUCAAUCACCUAAUGUGAUGGAUCUUGUCAAGUGUGAUGGAGCUGCACUUUUAUAUAAAAACAAAAUUUGGUCACUUGGGAUCACUCCUACUGAGGCACAGAUCAAUGAUAUAGCUGGAUGGCUUCUUGAAUACCAUAAGGAAACUACAGGCUUAAGUACUGACAGCCUCUUAGAGGCUGGUUAUCCAGGUGCUUCUAGUCUUGGCGAUGCUGUGUGCGGAAUGGCUGCUACACAAAUUACUUCGAAGGAUUUUCUGUUUUGGUUCAGGUCCCAUACAGCAAAAAAAAUCCAGUGGGGUGGUGCAAAACAUGAUCCUGGUGAUAGCGAUGAUACAAGAAGAAUGCACCCAAGGUCAUCAUUUAAUGCCUAUCUUGAGGUGGUUAAAAACCGCAGCCUUCCCUGGGAAGAUGUAGAGAUGGAUGCAAUCCAUUCUUUACAAUGCAUAUUGAGAGAAUCAUUGCAGGAUGAGACUGCAGACGAUUCUAAAAUGAUUGUGGAUAUUCCAUCAGCCGAUACUAGCAUGCAAGGGGUGAGUGAGCUACAUAUCUUAGCCAGUGAAAUGGUCCGUCUUAUUGAGACGGCUUCAGCUCCAAUCUUUGCAGUUGAUCACUCUGGUGCUGUCAAUGGGUGGAAUACAAAAGUAGCUGAGCUGACUGGGUUGGACGUGCAACAAGCCAUUGGCAUGCAAUUGACUGAUAUUGUUGCAGCAGAUUCUACUGAAGCAGUGAAAAAUGUUCUCGUAUCAGCUUUACAAGGCAGUGAGGAGAGGAAUCUUGAAAUCAAACUUCAAAGAUUUGGGCCCCAAGUAGAUAAUGAUGUGAUUAUCUUGGUUGUAAAUGCUUGUUGUAGUAAAGACAUGAAGGGAAAUAUUGUAGGAGUUUGCUUUCUUGGACAAGAUGUUACUGGUAACAAAUUGAUUAUGGACAAAUAUGCAAAAAUCCAAGGUGACUAUGUGGAUAUUGUGCGGAGCCCUUGUGGCCUUAUUCCCCCGAUAUUUAUGAUGGAUGAUUCUGGUCGCUGUUUAGAGUGGAGUCGUACAAUGCAAAAUUUGACAGGUUUGAAAAGAGAGGAAGCCGUCGACAGGAUGCUUCUUGGGGAAGUUUUCACUGUUAAUAAUUAUGGUUGUCGUGUCAAAGACGAAGACACACUAACCAAGCUAAAAAUAUUCCUCAGUGGUGUAACUGCGGACCAGGUUGCAGAUAAAUUGUUGUUCAGGUUUUAUAAUCAGCAGGGUAAUGAAAUAGAAGCAUUACUUACCGCAAACAAAAGGACUGAUGCUGAAGGGAGAGUAACUGGUGUUCUGUGCUUUUUGCAUGUUGCAAGUCCAGAACUUCAGUAUGCGAUGCAGGUCCAAAAAAUAUCGGAACAAGUUGCAGCAAAUAGCCUUAAACGAUUAACUUAUAUUCGUCAUGAAAUCAGAAAUCCUUUAAAUGGUGUCAAGUGCAUUCAGAAUCUGAUGGGCGCUUCUAAUUUAACCCAGGAUCAGAGUGCACUUCUGAGGAUGAGUAUAUUGUGCCAGAACCAGUUAUCCACGAUUAUUGAUGAUACAGAUAUUGGGAGUAUCGAAGAAUGUUACAAGGAAUUGGGCUCGACAGAAUUCAAUCUCAAGGAUGUACUGGAUGUUGUUAUAAAUCAAGUUAUGAUACUGAGUCGUGAGCGAGAGGUCCGGAUCACAUGUGAUGCACCCGCUGAAGUAGCAUCCAUGUAUUUGUAUGGAGAUAAUGCAAGGCUUCAGCAAGUACUCUCAGAAUUCUUAACAAAAGCUCUUAUUUUUACUCCUGCAUUCGAAGGAUCAACAGUUCUACUGAGACUAAUUCCGAAAAAGAGACGUAUUGGGUCCAAAAUACAGAUUGUCCAUCUGGAAUUUCGGAUUAUGCAGCCUGCUCCAGGUAUACCAGAAGCUUUAAUACAGGAGAUGUUUCAUCAUAGCAAAAAUUCAUCGAGGGAAGGUCUCGGUCUGUAUAUAAACCAUAAGCUGGUAAAGAUCAUGAAUGGAACUGUGCAGUAUCUCCGAGAGGCAGAUAGGUCAUCUUUUAUCAUUCUUUUAGAAUUUCCAUUAGCUAAAACAGCUCAAGGAGAUAUGAAAGCACCGGUUAGCAAGAAAGCGAAAAAGCAAAUGACAUAGUCGGGCUUUACAAACGGAGGGAUGAUUCAAGUCUGAUUCAGUAUUCUUGUACAGAAACUUGGAUGGAAAUUUUUCUUGAUUCACAUGAAACAAGUCGAAUCAUAAGUAGGGAGGCAAAGGAAAACUAUUGACCAACAGUGUACCACGUAUUUUGUCUUUGAAUAACUUAUUAUGAGCUGAAUUCUGCAAUUGGAUAUUUUGUUAAUGUAUUAAAAUUUUCAUGUUUCA